Nanorana parkeri is the source of this 1730-nucleotide messenger RNA. RefSeq names its product amine oxidase [flavin-containing] A-like. The coding region runs from base 93 to 1658 and encodes 521 amino acids. Gene Ontology annotation, molecular function: oxidoreductase activity. The transcript has 15 exons. NCBI's taxonomy places the organism in Eukaryota, Metazoa, Chordata, Amphibia, Anura, Dicroglossidae. The record is from RefSeq and is a predicted model, not a curated record.
GCCAGUGUUGCUCUAUAGAGGAAUCGCCUCUCCGUCUACUGACUUGUGUCCAUGAUUAAAUCCCUGCGAGGGAGACAACACGCAGAGCAGCCAUGAGCAACGUGUAUGAUGUUGUUGUCAUCGGUGGAGGCAUCUCAGGUCUUACAGCUGCUAAGUUGCUUGUGGAAUCAGGACUUAAUGUUGUGGUACUGGAAGCACGAAACAGAGUUGGGGGAAGAACGCAUACAAUUAGGAACAAAGAAGUCCAAUAUGUUGAUGUCGGUGGAGCAUAUGUUGGACCGACUCAAAAUCGCAUUUUACGAGUGGCAAAAGAAUUAGGUGUACAAACGUAUAAAGUCAAUGUACAGCAAAGGCUGAUCCAUCACGUAAGGGGUAAAACAUAUGCAUUUCAUGGGUCAUUCCCCCCAACAUGGAAUCUUUUAGCGAUUUUGGAUUAUAAUCAUCUGUGGAGGACAAUCGAUGAAUGGGGAAAAGAGAUCCCUGCUGAUGCACCAUGGAAAGCUCCACACGCAUUAGAAUGGGACAAGAUGACAAUGAAGGAGUUUAUUGACAAAGUUUGCUGGACAAAAGCAGCUAAAAGGUUUGCUCAGCUGUUUGUGAAUGUGAAUGUCACCUCCGAAACGCAGCAUGUUUCUGUUCUGUGGUUCCUGUGGUACAUAAAGCUUUGUGGAGGAACCGAUCGCAUUUUUUCUGUGGAAAAUGGAGGCCAGGAAAGAAAGUUUGUUGGAGGAGCCGGACAAAUAAGUGAGAAGUUAAUGGAGCUUCUUCAAGAUCGAGUCAAGCUACAAAGACCAGUGGUCAGACUUGACCAGUCUGGGGAAAAUGUAAUUGUGGAAACCUUAAACCAUGAAGCCUAUCAGGCCAACUAUGUUAUCAGUGCUAUACCGCCAUGUCUAACUACCAAAAUCCAUUUCAAUCCAGAGUUGCCAGCCACUAGAAAUCAGUUAAUACACAGACUUCCCAUGGGAUCUAUUAUAAAAACCAUGAUGUACUACAAGGAAGCAUUUUGGAGAAAAAUGGAUUACUGUGGGGCCAUGUUUGUUGAGGAUGAAAACACUCCUGUUGAGAUUGCUCUAGAUGACACUAAACCUGAUGGUUCUUGCCCAGCCCUUAUGGGCUUUAUUUUAUCCAGGAGGGCCACUGCAUUGACGCAUCUUACCAAGGAAGAGAGAAAGAAAAGAAUCUGUGAAUACUAUGCCAAAGUCUUUGGUACUAAAGAAGCAUUGCAACCCGUGCAUUAUGAAGAGAAGAACUGGUGUGAAGAGCAGUACUCUGGUGGAUGUUACACAGCCUAUUUCCCCCCAGGUGUAAUGACUCAGUAUGGAAGUGUCAUUCGACAGCCUGUUGGGAAGAUUUACUUUGCUGGCACUGAAACUGCCACACAAUGGAGUGGAUAUAUGGAAGGUGCAGUGCAGGCUGGCGAGAGAGCAGCAAGAGAGAUAAUGUGCAAAAUGGGACUCAUUUCUGAAAAUGAAAUAUGGGUGCCUGAACCAGAAUCCGUGGAUGUCCCUGCAUUGCCUUUCAACAAAUCAUUUUUGGAGAGAAAUCUGCCAUCCGCUCGAGGUUUAGUGAGGUUCAUUGGCUUGUCUACAUUCGUAGCUUCAGUGGCCGCCCUUGGGUUCUUUGCACACAAGAAAGGAUUUGUUGUUCGAGUUUAAUGUUAAUUCUUGAUGUUUUGAUUUACCUUAGUCUUCAUGAAAACCAAUCACUUUGGUAUUUGAAUGUUUCCA